Effrenium voratum is the source of this 1131-nucleotide messenger RNA. Lineage: Eukaryota; Dinophyceae; Suessiales; Symbiodiniaceae. The record is from the annotation of a GenBank genome assembly.
AUGAUGUGCUUGCUGAGCGCUGGAGAGGAUGGGGCCAUCAAGAUCUGGUCGCUGAACGCGGGCACACUGACGUUUCAGGCGAGCGUGGAGUCGGCGCACGAUGGCGGGGCGGUGUCCCAGCUCCAGUUCGACCCUGCUCGCAAGCUUCUGGUGAGCGCAGGGUCUGACAAGCGGAUCCGCGCCUGGCUUUUCUCGCCUAAAGUGAACGGCCUCCUGCAGAUUGCCUCUGCGGUGCAAGGCGCGGGGCCGGAUCCGCCCAGCGGCGGCCGGCCGCCGGCCGAACGCUCGCCCAUGGCGCGGCGGGUGUUGGGCCGCGCUCUGCGCGCCCGGCAUUUGGUGCUGUCCUUCUCGGUGCUGCUGACAGCGGCGCCAUGCUUCGCCAGGCCCAGGUUCACGGCGCUCAGAGCGGAGCCCGACGAGGUGCGGGAGGCCAUCCGCCAGAUGCGGGCGCGGGAGAUGAAGCGAGAGCUGGAGGCCGCCGGCGUCAACGCCGCGGAUCUCUUCGAGAAGGAGGAGUUGGCCGAGCGCCUCUGGCAGCUGCGCACCGGCGCCAUCCAGGGGGCCCCCGCCGCGGAGCCGGCGGCGGAUGUGGCGCCGGAGCCGGAUCCGAAGGAUCCGAAGGCAGUGAGCGAUGCGCAGCCCGCGGACUUCUUGGAGGCCUGCCGGGCGAUGCGGGUGAAGGAGCUGCGCACGGAGCUGGGGCAACGGGGCAUCUCCUGGGCAGACUGCCUGGAUAAGGACGAGCUGGUGCAGCGCCUGGCCCAGCAGCUGGCGAAAGAGGCCGCCUUCAGCUCCCAUCUGAAGCCCGGGGUCGUCACCAAGAUCACCGGCCCGGAGCUGCAGGAUGAGCUCAAGGACUCGGCCACGCCCCUGCUGCUGGAUGUCUAUGCCACGUGGUGCGGGCCCUGCAAGAUGAUGGAGCCCCAGAUGGAGGCGGCGGCCAAGAAGCUCGGGGAGCGGGUGCGCAUGGCCAAGAUGGACUCAGACCAGGAGAGCACCACCUCCUCGGAGCUCCGGGUGAACGGCCUGCCCACGGUGAUCUUGUUCGACCGCGCAGGGAAGGAGGUGGCACGGCAGGAGGGCGCUCUCAUGGAGAGCCAGAUCUUGGACCUGGUGAAGCCGUAUCUGUGA